Messenger RNA from Clunio marinus, 2965 nucleotides. The record is from the annotation of a GenBank genome assembly. NCBI's taxonomy places the organism in Eukaryota, Metazoa, Arthropoda, Insecta, Diptera, Chironomidae.
ACUUCUAAAGAGAUCCACCAGAGGGCUUGUGUAAUUUAUCAAAGUUUUAGCUAAUUGCAAGUAAAAUCAUCGCGAUUAUUUCUGGGAUACGUUGAUAAACAAAGCAAUAUAACUGCGUAAAACGCAAAAACUCUUAUCGUACAAAAGUUAGAGUGAAGGGCGUUUUAUAGACUGUUUUAAAAGUGAUUUUUUAAGGAAAAAGUGAAUGACGAUAGAAUUCGUCACCAAUCAUUGAAAGAGAAGAAAAUAACAUCAGCUAAAUUGAGUUCAGAAGAACAUUAAAAGCUCUUCAUGACUCAUGUGUGAACUGAAAAUAUAAGUUUUUGACUGUGAUACUUAAUUGGCCUAACGAAGUGAAAUCAAAGACAAGCUAAAGUUUCUCAGUUUAAUCAGAUUCAUCGGAGCACCAAUUUGAAGGUGAAAACUUUGCACGGAUAACUCAAAUACUUCCGAAAAUGGAAACAUUCGAUAAUAAAAACCUACCACGACGGUUUCCAGGUCCGCCAAUUCCACUUGAAUCAGAAGAUCCACACCCGAGUUUGUCUGAUUGGCAUGAUUAUGAACCGAAUCUUGAAUUUGAUGAUUCUGAGCUAACGCAAAUUGCACCGGAAAUCAACGACAACAGUCAAAUUCUCUUUGAAGAUGAAAGUUUCAUGUCGGGCGAUUUCAAUCAUCCAGAAGAUGAGAUUGGAAAGACUUCAAAUCUUACAAACUUGGACGCUGACAAUUAUGAAGAACAAUUAAGACCGACAGACAUCGAUGAAGAUGCAAUUCGGAUGGAUUUCAGUAAAAGAAAGUUCAUCGAUUACAUCGGAACCGACAAGAAUGGUCAACCGAUCAUUGCAAUCUACGCUUGUCGUUUGCCUGAAAGAAAAAACCUCAACACAAACAUCUUCAUUGAUUUCAUUAUUAAGACAAUGGAACAAUAUGUGCAAAACGAUUAUGUCAUCAGUUACUUCCAUCAAGGUCUUAAAGACAUCAGCAAACCUUCUCUCGCCUUUCUCUGGAACUCUUACAAAGAGCUUGAUCGAAACUUUAAGAAGAAUUUGAAGCAACUUUAUGUUGUUCAUCCGACAACUUUCAUCAAAAUGGUUUGGUUCUUCUUUAAGCCGAUGAUAAGUGAGAAGUUUAAGAAUAAAUUAAUUUACAUUUCAAGUAUUGAAGAGUUGAAAGAGUUGCUUGGACAGAAGAAUUUGAUUGUUCCUGAUAAUGUUCGAGAAUUUGAUGAGAAACAAAACUCAACAUCGAGAAAGCCAUCAAUUUUAAACAACAAUAAUUCAAGAUCGAACAGUAAGCAAACAAUCGCAGUGAAAAUUUUAAAAACAGCUCAGUUUGGCGUGACGUUGAAGUUUAUCAAUGAAAAUAGUCCAUGCUUGAAUUACAUUCCACCAGUGGUCAGAAUGUGUGUUGAUCAUCUUUCAUUAUCAGAUGUUAUCGAUACCGAAGGCAUUUUUAGACGAAGUGGAAACAUCUCGAGAAUAAAUGAACUGAAGAGAAGAAUUAAUGAAGGACAAAUGAUUGAUAUGUCAAGUGAAGAUACGCAUGUCGUUGCCGGCCUCUUAAAGACGUUCUUAAGAGAUUUAAGCGAACCAUUACUUACAUACGAGCUUUACGAUGAAAUUAUUCAGUUUUUGGAUUGGCCUAAAGAAGAACGAUCGAGAAAUGUUAAAUUAAUUCUCCGUGAGAAACUUCCAGUCGAAAAUUAUGAACUUUUCAAAUACGUCGUCGAGUUUCUUGUCCAGAUCAUGGAUCGAAAAGAUUUUAAUAAAAUGACUUCAUCAAAUCUUGCCAUCGUUUUUGGGCCCAACUUGGUGUGGGCCAAACACGAUAUGAUGUCACUUGAUGAGAUUGGUCCGAUAAAUGCCUUCAUCGAUUUUGUCCUUCAGAAUCACGAUGAUAUUUAUAUCUUUGAUAUCAAUAAGCGUGACAUUAUGAAAGAUUAACAGAGGCUUUUGUAGACGAUUUGAUGAUGAGAUUGUGAUGUGAAAAUGUUCGACAAAUUAUUUUUUUUGUUUUGUUUGUUUUUGUGAUGUGAUGAAGUGAAUGGAAAAUGUCUGAAUGUUCUGUUAAAUUCUUAUUUCUUUUUUAUAAUUAGUCAAUCAUUAAAGAUACAAACCAGAUGCGAGAAAACAAAGAUGGAAAAAUUACCAAAGAAUAAGCGAAAAAAAAAACGAGAAGAAAAAAUCGCUAAACGGUGAAUUUUCUUUUAUUUAUUUUUAUAUGAAAUCAAUGAACGGCUCUGGAUGAGAAAUGAAGAAAUGAAUGUAAAUAAUUAACAAAUUUUAAUCCAUUGUCCAUCAUAGAAGUUUUAAUCGUGUCGGGUUUUAAUUAACUGAGAAUUAAAGUAGAGAGAGAGAGAGAGAGAGAGGGAGAAUGUGUGGAGUUUUAAUAAAAGUUUGACAGUCUCUGGAAAUCUUCCAAGGAUAUUUUUAACUAAAAUUUAGUGAAGAGGGAGGGAGGAAAUUUAUUUAUUCAAUUUUUUUAAAUUAAAAGUAGACUUGAAAGUAGAAUUGCCUUGAAAAAGAAGAAGAAAUGAUGAGGGAAAAAUGAAAACAGGAAAAAGUUUAUUAAUGGAAAUGUUGUGGAUAAGAAGACUCCACGUAAUUGUAAUCUAAUCAUUGCAAGUAACGUACUAAACGAUAGAUAUUCACUAUCAUGUCCAAGGAUGUGGAAAAUAAUUUUCAUUUCAUUGACAUUGACAUUCUAAAUUGUACUCUGAUGUAAGUUUAAGUGAUGAGAUUUCUGGAUGAAGAUGAAAUCGUUGAUUGUUUUUCGUUUUCAAAGGAUAACUAAAUAGAUAAUUUUAUUAAGUAAUUUAAGAGAAGAAACCAGAAAAAAUAUCAUUCGGAAGAUUGAAUUUAAAGAAAUUUAUGAGAUGGUUAAUAAAAAUUAAAUCUAAGAAAAGAAAAUUGUUGAAGAAAGUUCUGUAAAUUCUUAAAAUAAAUAAAUGUAAAGAAAUAAAAAA